Mercenaria mercenaria is the source of this 1093-nucleotide messenger RNA. RefSeq names its product SET and MYND domain-containing protein 4-like. Gene Ontology annotation, molecular function: protein binding. The transcript is spliced from 10 exons. The coding region runs from base 23 to 1087 and encodes 354 amino acids. The record is from RefSeq and is a predicted model, not a curated record. NCBI's taxonomy places the organism in Eukaryota, Metazoa, Mollusca, Bivalvia, Venerida, Veneridae.
GCCGGGUUUUAUUAAUAACCAAAUGUCUGCGUCCAUUGGGAACUUUCAGUUUGAGUUAGAAAGCUCUUUGGAAGCUGCAAAAUCGGCGGGUGUCUUUUCAAAUUUGCUGAAGGAUAAGUCAGAAGAUGUUAUACUGGAGGCAUUUAAGGGACACACAAAAAUAAAGGACAUAGAAUGGAUUGCUGUAUACUUUGAGAACUGUCACAAGCUCAACACAAAAUCCAGUGAGAAAGCAAGCUGUUUAAGAAAUGAGGGAAACAAGUUAUUUCAAAAGAAAAAAUACAGAGAGGCAAUAUCAAAAUACACACAUGCAAUUAUCAGUGGACCUACAGAAACAGAGGAGUUAGCAUUUGCCUAUGGGAACAGAUCUGCAGCACUAUACAGAAUAGGUUUAUAUGAGGAAUGUCUAUCAGAUAUUGAAGAAGUUUUCAGUUGUGGCUCUCCAUCUGCACUUCAGCACAAGCUGCUUCAAAGAAAGGCACAAUGUAUGAACCAUCUUGGACGCACUGCAGAAACUAAUCUAUGUUUAGGAGAACUGCAACAUGAACUUGAAGAUCUGGAUCUUGACGCAGAUAAGAAAGGUAACAUUUUGAGUGAAAUGGCAGCAUUACAAGAUAGACAUGAACUGAGUAUUUGUUGUAGAGGAAACACAAUGAAGGCGGAGAAAGCUGUGGAGGUUCCUGAAGUAUCCUAUGGUCCUAAUUCUGUACUGGUUCAAGCCUCAGGUCUAGUCUCUUUGAACAGCAGCAAAACUAAGGGAAGGUUUCUAACUGCAUCAAAAGAUGUGAAAGCUGGAGAUACAUUAAUUGUAGAGAGACCGUUUGCUGCUGUGCUGUUGCCAGACCAUUACCCCACCCACUGUCAUCAUUGCUUUCAAAAGUUAAAUAUGGCUUACCCAUGUAGACAGUGUACAAUGGUGAGAUAUUGUAGUACAGUAUGUGCAACAUUGAGCUGGGACCAGUACCACAAUGUGGAAUGUAGAUAUCUACAACUGCUUCAUUCAGUAGGCAUAGCUCAUUUAAGUUUGAGAGUUGUGCUUGUUGCUGGAUGCAGAUAUUUACUUGGUAAGCAUUCAGUAAAGAAAUGAAUUGUA